Dicentrarchus labrax (European seabass) is the source of this 5455-nucleotide messenger RNA. RefSeq names its product interleukin 12 receptor subunit beta 1 (gene il12rb1). NCBI's taxonomy places the organism in Eukaryota, Metazoa, Chordata, Actinopteri, Moronidae. The transcript is spliced from 15 exons. Gene Ontology annotation, biological process: cytokine-mediated signaling pathway. The coding region runs from base 2725 to 4743 and encodes 672 amino acids. Gene Ontology annotation, molecular function: cytokine binding; cytokine receptor activity. Gene Ontology annotation, cellular component: signaling receptor complex; external side of plasma membrane. The record is from RefSeq and is a predicted model, not a curated record.
UUAAACUGGAUUCAACCAAAGAGUUUUACUGCCUCACAGCCCAAAACUGCACAAACAUUUGAAGGGCUGACAUAUUUGCUGGAUUACACUUUUCUAACAUUCAUUGUCUUUUUCUGAUGAAGAAUCUGAGUUAUCACAGUGUUAUAAGAAUUGUGUUGAAUGUUGAAUUUUGCCAGUAACAUCACAUUACGUAAGGACAUCAGUAUGAGUAGCAGCGUAAACCACUCACAGGAUUUUCUUUAUGCUAACAUAUCUCCUCGUGUCCCUCACUUGCUGCCUUUGCUCGCCUCUUACCUCCUCCCAGCGUGGAUGUGAUGCGAGAACAGAGGAGGCGAAGCUGGCCAAUGAGAAAUCCUUGGUUCAAUAACAUCAGGCUUGAGCGACGCCAGUUAUUUAUCACAUGCUGCACAGCAUCACUUUUCAACGGCUGGUAUGAAUGUUCAGAGAACCCUUUAUUUAAGAACAAUUUCAAAACCUCACAGUACUCAUUUAAAUAUGUAAAUAGUUUAACAGAGCUGAUUAUUAUUUAGUAGUAUUUUUUGUUCUUAAUAUUCCUUUUAAAUCUUAUAACUUAUGUUAAUCUCAGUCUUAUUUGUUAUGAUUACUUUGGCUAUUUAUUAACUUUAAUUUUUUAUCUGCACAAUAAUACACCACAUAAGAAUGUGUUUAUGUUGAUUAUACUGUAAAAUAAAAAGAGAAAGGGGAACCACAGGUCAGGUUUUUGGGGCUCUGAGUGCAUACCUCCUACAUCUACCUUUCGGACUUCCCUGGUGGUUAUAAUGUUAUGCAGCCCCAUACCAACAAACUGAUGCACUGUGUGUUCGGAAACCAGCAUUAACUUUUCAGCAGUUUGAGCUGCAGUAGUUCAUCUGUUGGAUUGGACCACACGGGCCAGCCUUCACUCCCAACGUUACAUCAGUGACCAGUUCACCACAUUUCCUUCAAUGGACCACUUUUGAUUGGUACUGACCACUGCAGACCGGGACACCCCACAAGAGUGUGGACGCAGUUUGGAGAUGCUCUGACCCAGUCGUCUAGCCAUCACAGUUUGGCCCUUGUCAAAGUCGCUCAAAUCAUCACGCUGCCCAUAUUUCCUGCUUCUAACACAUCAACUUGAGGACAAAAUGUUCACUUGCUGCCUGAUAUAUCCCACCUACUGACAGGUACCAUGAUAACCAGAUAGUCAGUGUUAUCCACUUCACCUGUCAGUGGUCAUAAUGUUAUGGCUGAUUGAUGUAUGACUGUAUCUGCUUUGAGUCUACCAUUACAAAUUUGGUGCCAUUUGACCAAUAGGUGGCACUGCAGCAGCAUCAUCGUACUAUAAAGGAAGGAAUAUUUGAAAAACCAUUCAUCUGACCAACUUCACACUUGGUGGGUGUAUUGCUGAGGACUGAAAGGAGUGCAGAGUUGAAUGUGUAGCAGAAAUGCUCACAAGUCACUUUUGCAUUAUCUGCUGCCUGCAAUUCGGAGCGCUUAGAGCACUUCAUAGCUAUAUCUAAGGAAUUCAAAGCAUGGUCCACAUUGUUUGGUAUGUUUGGCAAUGCAUUAUGAAAAAAACACAUAAUGAAAGUAUGGCUGGGCGAUAUGGCAUAACAGUUUUGUAACACCAGACCACUGAUUUAUGAUAUUAAUAUGGUGUGUUUCUUUUGUCUUUUCUUUUUUUUUUUUUUUUACAUUUGAACGGAAGUCAUCUUUUCAAAAUGAAAGCGCAAGUGAUUUGGUAUGAAACUCCUAAAACGGAAAUGGGAAAAGAAUGAGGAUGUAAGACGAGGAGGAGUUACAGCAGAAUUUCAAAGACCACAACACAAGCUGGGAUAAAACUGGAUUGGAUUUGUUUUGCAACAGAUUACAAACAUUGACAUGCACAGAGAUUUAUUUGAGAUUAGAGGAAACCUUCCCUCAAAGUGCUUCUCUUUCCAAUCAUACAUUAUGUCUAAAAUCAGUUUCAGAAGACCACACAAUUACUGAGCCUUUUUAAAACCCUUUUUAAAACUAUAUAGUUACCUGCUGUUUUGAAAGAUUUACUUAGUAGGAAGCAAAUCUACAAGCGAGGACACAGGUGGACUGACGCUUUAAAUUAAACUGACUGGAGAAGAAAGUCAAAUUUCAAACAAGUUUCAGUAGCUUGAAGCAGCUAUAAGCUGAGCUGUAAGUAAAAGUAAUGUCAAUGUGACCAACAAUAUGGUAACAUGUUCAAGACAGAGACAAAAAAGAGCAGAGAUUCAACAAGUGAGGUUUUUUAAAAUGUCCUUACCACAUUAUAAAAAUGCUGAAAAGUCCAAACUGAAGUUGAAGUUGAAGUACUUUGAGUCCUUACUCUAUUUAUUACACCGCUGAACCAAACUCCUUGACUGACGCCCCUCUUCUGUCUUCUGUCAUGAUGAUGGACUAAACACUAGACAGAUGUGUCUGUAUUGUGUUGUUGUAGCUUCCAGAGUCUCCUUCAUGGUUUUCUUUUACAGGCGGUUUGAAGAGAACAAAAAACUGUUGUAAAGAGAUUAACUUUUAAAAAUCAACAAGAAAAUGACUUCAAAGAGUUGUCACUUUCAGAAUGGCUGCUGUGACUGCCAAUGUCUUCAACGCAAGCUCCCCCCACCCCUGGCACUUGUGGUUUUACUGUAACUCAUUUAAACUGAGAGACAUGAAACUUCUCUGACAUUUCAGAGAAAGGUAACUGAAUUACAUGAAGGCAGACUGAAUACAUGGACUUUCACACGGUGAAGAAUGAUCCUUCUAGACUUUCCACUAUACCUCAUGGAAACUUUGAAACGCUGGUGUUCUCUGUGUGGAUGUAUCAUUGUGUUUAUGUUCCUUACAACGGUGAGCAAAGGGUUAGCAUGUGAGGCUCCUUCUAGUCCGCAGUGCUUCAAAAGAAAAGCUGAAGAGGCCUUUUACAUCUGUGAAUGGAGCAUGAAUACGACUGAGAGUGAUGUGACAUUUGACCUUUACUUUUUUGAUGAAAACUUUGGGAGCACAAACACCACCUGGUAUGAGAUCCACGAAGAUCGACUUAUCAAAACUCGUUCUGUUGACAUUUGGGUGGAAGCUUAUGUAGGAAACUCCAGCUGUACGUCAACCAAGAGGUCUGUUACACUGUCGCAAACAGUUAAAUAUGAAGCACCGCAAAAAAUUUCCAUCUCCUGGUUAAAAAACGGCCUCAAACUAAGAUGGGCAGCAGUAGAGCAGAAUUCAGCUUUAGCCGAGGUCCGGUUCCAACGACAUGAUGAACACCACACAGAAUUAUGGGAGAAUAGAACAACAAAUACCACGAUUGAGUCUUCUAUGUACCAGGUCAUUGUUACGAAUAUGUCAAAGCAUUCAGCUUACCGGGUUCAAAUCAGACAUCGGCCCACUCAGCCCCGUAACCCACUGUGGAGCGACUGGUCUCCAGUUGUGAUGGUUCCUGCAGAGCUUGAACGAUCACCUGAAGUCUCUGUGACAACAAGACUUGUAAAUGGCACUCGAAGGGUGAUGCUAACGUGGAAGCCGAUGCCUCACACAGCGUCAGUCGGAAAAGUGAAUUACACCCUGAAAGACACGCAGUCUUCUCGUGGAUGUCCUUGUGAGGAAAGGACACAUCACUUCAAAUGGAAUAAAUACACUACUUAUAUCUCGUACUCUGCUGCCAACAUCUCUGUUAUCGCCAGAAACGCAGCAGGGUAUUCUCCUCCAGCAAUCAUACAAGUACCGGCCGUACCUGCUGCAGAUUUAAAAAGUUGUGAUAAAACUUUACUGAAUGAAAAAUUAAAUAAGCAAACUUGCCUUGAGUUGUAUGACCUUCAGGAUGGAGAUUCAAGGUCAGAAAAUGUGAUUACUUUAACAGGAAGGAAGAAAAAAAAGGAAAGGGAGCAAAUAAGAGAAAGUAUAAAGGACUAUGUUCGCUACCUUUACUUUGAACAUACAUGUGAUGGUGAUAGGAAACCACGGACGGUUAAACGGUGCCUCUUUUAUAAAAAAGAGGGUGUUCCACUCAGGGAACCUCAGGACUUCACUCCUUCUAGUGAAACAGAUCAUUCUGUCGACUUGUCUUGGAAAGCGAUUCCCUCUGUGGACCAACGAGGUUUCCUCACACACUACAGCCUCUGCAGAGUGAAAAUCAGCUCACAGGAAGAACACAAAGACUGCCAAAACAUAUCAGCCUCACUGAUAAAUCACCGUCUGGAAAACUUGACACCGGGAACGAAAUACAACAUCAGCCUGGCCGGAGUCACACGAGUGGGAGAAGGACCUCGAGCCACAAUAACCAUAAACACACAACCAAAGAAGCCUGUGAAUGUGUUGUGGAGUCUUCUCUUUCUGUUUGGGUUCUUUUUCAUCUCAACAGUGUGCACCUUUAUCUUGAAGAGAAUCAAAAACAAGAUCUUCCCUCCUGUGCCGACACCUGUUAUUCCAGAUUUCACCCCCUGUCAACCAGAGAGUCAGCAGAUGCUGGAGAGAAAGGAGGAGGUUCAUGAGCUGACACUGCACCAGCUACAUCCAGAGCGCAAGUCUCUCCCCGAGGACGCAGAGGAGACCCCUGUCUUUAGAGGAAAGUGGGAUGAUGGCACCGACGAGGAUGCGGAGGAUGAGAGGGGUGAUUCAAGGAUGCCAGGAGGAAGCAGCGAUGAGUGUUUGAGUACAGAUCAGGCACUGAGGAGCUCCAGAGAAGGGGAAAUGACUGAUAUGGAUCAGGUGGACAAUGAAAUCGCCAUGCUGAUAUACAGGAAUGGUUUGGUCUUUGACGUGAAGACAGAUUCGACUUAAACUGGAUUUAACUUACGGUUUUACUGCCUCGCAGCACAAAAUUGCACAAACACAUGAAAGGUUGACAUAUCUGUUGACUUAUAUGAAAGACUGGAUGAAUCAUUUUCAAGUUCUAAUUCUAAUAGUUUACAUUUUUCUAAUGAAGAAUCUGAGGAAUCACCAUGUUAUAAGGAAACAAUUUGUUUAAUUUUCAUGUUGAAUUUUUCCAGUAACUUUUUUAUGAGGACAACAGUACAAGCAGUAGGGUUAACCACUCACAGGCUUUGUCAAUGCACGUUGUCAAUAAAGUGUGGACAGCAAAUUCUGGUUCAGACUUUUAUGAUUUUUGCCAGUUUGAGCUGUUUCCAGACAAGCAAAUUCUGUUCAUAGACUAAUUUUAUUGUCGGUCCAUCUCUUUCGUUCAGACUGAAAUAUCUCAACAACCUUGCAAUGAAUUGAACUUUAACAUUCAUGGUCCUACUGACUUUGGUGAUGCUACUUUUGCUGUAGCUCCCUCAUGAAGCAGACAUUUUUGUUUUUUAGGCAAAUGUCUGAACUGUUGGAUGCAUGAAAUCUGAUACAGACAAUCACGGUCUGUAGGAUGAAUUUUAUAACAUUGAUGAUCCUCAGCUGCACUUUGAGUUUCGUGUGAGUAAAUGUUAACAUGCUAAGUUAACACUCUAACCUGAAAUGCCAAAUUUAACAAUAAAAACAUGAAAUCAUGAAUAAUAAA